AUGGAUUUGCAUUUGAAGAACGUGUUUGAUAGAUUCCAGGAGCAAUUUGGGUCUGGUCCGGGGCUUGGUCCUGGAUCCGGGACAUGUCUUAUGAAGGUAGAAGGCAUUUCUCCAAAUUUUAUUAAGUCAGUGUUUAAAGCUUCGGCAGCUCUAUAUAGGACUGAUCCAUGGAAAAGAUUGUGCCCAGGGCAUCUGUUCGGCAUCCGGGUUGGGAAAGAUACGGAUUGGUCUGGCAAGAAACAGCCUUUCCCAUGUGUCCAAUUCAUUGGAGGGGAUGGUGGCGAUAUUGGCUUUAAUAUGUUUCGAUCUCAAAAUGAUGCUAAGAGGAUGACUGGUUCAAGAGAGACAAUUCAGGUGCCCAAUGUUGAGCUUUUACGGGUCACAUAUGAACGCGAGUCAUUGAUGUUUCCCUCUAAUAGGAAAAUGAUCAAAUCUUUGUCAUUGGAAGCAUCAGUGAUUGAUCGCUUCCCUGUUAUUGAUGUUGCCCGCUGCACGUCGUCAGGGACUCUUAGAUUUAGGCAUCCAACUCCUGAAGAGCUUAGGUUUGUGUAUGCAUUCAUGAAAGCCAUAGCUCUGGUGCACCCAUUGCUUCAGGAAGACAAAGAAGGUGGUCCAAAGUGGUCAAGGUUAAUGUACUUUGAACCAUUUAUCGAGACGGUUGAUGUUCAGUGGCCACAAGAAAUGGCCAAAGGUUAUGAUCUCGUUGCAGUUACAAUCUCACACCCACCUGGUCAGGCAUAUGAAGAAAAGACUAGUUCAACGGCUAGCUCAACCCCAACCAAAUAUGCAGAACUAUCAAGGGAGGAGGCUUUUGUUGAUAUAAGAGUCUACUCAAAUGGCAACUUGCGACAGUGUGCAGCAUGUGAGAAAGAAAUCCACGGUGAACAGGCUCUCUCGUGUGUACGAUGUCAAGCAGUGCUCUACUGCAGUUCUGUCUGCCAGAAGCAGCAUCUGAAGGAAACACAUAAGAGCAUGUGUGGUCUUUACAAGGCUAUGAUGGAAAGGGAAGAAGAGCUGGCAAUGAAUAUCUUCAUGUUCCCCUGUGCUGCUGACCAACCUUGUAAAUGGCUUGAAUCAUUGGGCAUCCAUCAGAAGGGUAUGUGGAGGAGAAAGUGUAGUUGCUAUUCUCACUGCCCCUUUGGUCUUCUUCCUGUUAAAGGUGGACUCUGGGAUUCUUGGGGAGGGCUUAAUGAUGAAGAGUUUCCACGUGACUCGUCCUUUCAUCAUCAUGUAAGAGAUGGUAUGUCAAGUCCAAUCCUCCUCUCUGGCUGGUCGGAAUACUAUAAUCUUCGCUCGCUGCCAUUGUCAAGCCCCGUUGCCGACAUCCUCUCCCACCCAUUGACCGUUUAUUACAUAUUGACAACUCUCAACAUCAGUUCAAAGAACUUACUAAUGAAAGGUAAGGAGGUGGUUGUCCACUACCUAGGUCCAGAGGGAGAGUUGGAUUGGAUGCCAGCAUUUGCAGAGGUUGGUCAUUUGCUCAAUGGAUUGGGCAAUGUACAAAUUAUUAUGGUGGGUUCUGAAGUUCCAACAAAUUUGUCGGGGACAACUUCAGGAAUUGGUAGCAGAGUGAGAGUGAAUCUUGUCAGGGGUGUUUAUGAGGAGGAAGCCUCCUACCUACCUUCACCUCAUGUUAUUGUUGCACUAAACUGUGGAUUGAGUUGCUAUUCAACUUGGGGUGGUGCUCUUAACUCAAUUAAGUCCAUGGGCGUUCCAGCCUUCUUCACAGAUCAAUCUGAAAUCUCAUGUGCAAACGCUAAACAGGUUUUACGAAGUGCUGGACUGCAUAUCACACAUCCUGUGAUGCCAAAUCCUUUCCGCUCACCGGUGAAACAUCACGAGCCUUCUAGCAAUCUUCCUUCUUAUAGCAAUGGUUUUGUGCUUGGGGUAAAUACAUGA
Messenger RNA from Prunus armeniaca (apricot), 1899 nucleotides. The record is from the annotation of a GenBank genome assembly. Lineage: Eukaryota; Viridiplantae; Streptophyta; Magnoliopsida; Rosales; Rosaceae.